Coccinella septempunctata (seven-spotted ladybird) is the source of this 5659-nucleotide messenger RNA. RefSeq lists its product as uncharacterized. The record is from RefSeq and is a predicted model, not a curated record. NCBI's taxonomy places the organism in Eukaryota, Metazoa, Arthropoda, Insecta, Coleoptera, Coccinellidae. Bases 55 to 5199 code for a protein of 1714 amino acids. The transcript is spliced from 20 exons.
UGGAGGGGCGAGGUGCGUCGCGACGGAGACGACGCUCACUUAGUGGACGGCAGCAUGUGGUGGUGGCUGCUACUCGUCGUGACGUUGGCGUCGGCCAAACGCGCUCCAUCGGCCCAGGAGUCCGUCAUCGAAGAGGUCACAGCCAAGCAGCUGGAACGCGUUCUGGCGGAGAAGGAUUUCGUGGCUGUGUUCUGGUAUGCACGCAGCUGUACCACUUGCGAUCGUGUUCUGGAAGAGCUGGAACAAAUCGACGACGAUACUGACUCUUUUGGUGUUGAUUUCGUCAAGAUUAACGACAAACGACUGGCCAAGCAGUAUGGCAUCACUAAAUUUCCAGCACUUACAUACUUUAGGGAGAAGAAACCCAUCAUCUAUGAAGGUGACUUGAUGGAUGAGGAGAAUGUUUUGGAAUUCUUAACGAGCCUGGAAGCCAUGGAUCUUCCUGACAGAAUAGAGGAAGUCAACGCAAGAAUCCUAGAAAAAAUUGUCGAAGAGACCGAAUUUGUUGCCGUACUGUUCUGUCCUGAUGCGAAUACAUGCUCGAAAGGGGGACUCAAUCAACCCGCUUGCAAGAAAUGCGCCAAAGUGCUCCAGGAGUUGGAGAAUAUCGACGAUGAAGCAGAUCAGCUUGGCAUCGGUUUCGUGAAGAUAAAUGAUGAAGCCCUAGCAGAAGAAUACAAUUUGGGAACACUGCCAGCCCUGGUAUACUAUAGGCAUCAGAUACCAAUUAUUUAUGAAGGAGAACUCACCAAAGAAGAUGAUGUAUUAGAGUGGUUGGUCCAACACAAGAGCACAGGUGAUGAAGAUGAUGUUAUCGAAGACGUUACAGCGAAAACUCUAGGCACCCUCAUUUCCAGUGUCGAUCAUCUAGCUGUUCUGUUUUAUGACCAUGGCGACGAAGAAUCAAUGCAAGCUCUGGAAGAGCUGGAGCAUAUCGACGAUGACUGCGAUAAGUACGGUAUACAGUUCGUUAAAAUUGAUGAUCCAUCUGCUGCAAAUGAAUAUGGUCUCGACUCUCUACCAUCAAUAGUUUACUUCGAAAAAGGACUACCGAACGUAUAUGAUGGUGAUCUGGAAGCUGAGGAAGACAUAUUGGAAUGGCUUGUUCAACAACUGGAGAAGGACGAAAUCGAAGAUGUCACUGAUGAGAUGCUGGAUAAGCUCAUCAAAGAAUCGAAGAACCUAGCUGUUUUGUUCUAUGACGACGAUGAUCGAAAAUCGCAAAAGGUUUUGAAUGAAUUAGAGAAUAUCGACGAUGAAUGCGACAAGCUUGGCAUUGUUUUCGUGAAAAUAGACAAUGAUGACGAAGCUAAGGAAUAUGGUAUUGACAAAAUACCUUCCCUUGUUUAUUUCGAGGAUGGCAUUCCUACUCUUUACGAGGGUAAUUUGGAAGAUGAGGAAAAGGUACUGAAAUGGUUCGACGAACAAGUUAAGGGCGACCAAAUCGAAGAUGUUACAGAUGAGAUGCUGGAUUUGAUACUUGAGAAGAAGACAUAUGUAGCGGUCCUUUUCUAUGAUAAAGAUCAGAAGAAGAGUCAAAAGGUUCUGACAGAAUUGGAAAAUAUAGACGAUGAGUGCGAUCAAAAUAAGAUUGCCUUCGUCAAGAUCGACAACGAUGAGGAGGCCAAAGAAUACGGCAUAGACUCACUACCGACCUUGGUGUAUUUCGAAAAGGGAAUACCCCACGUUUAUGAAGGUGAUCUACUGAAAGAGGACGAACUGCUUGGAUGGUUGCUUCACCAAAAGAAACACAGUGAAAUUCCUGAAGUCACCGAUGAAAUGAUGGAAAUUCUGAUUGAGAAAAAGAAGUACCUCGCUGUUUUAUUCUAUGAUAAAGACGACAAACAGGAUAUUCGUGUUCUGAACGAACUAGAAAACAUUGAUGAUGAGUUGGAUUCUGAAGGAAUUAUCAUUAUAAGGGUUGACAAUGAUGCUGAAGCUAAGGAUCUGGGCAUUGAUCAUCUCCCAGCUCUCGUCUACUAUGAAGAUAAAAUUCCAUCCAUAUAUGAAGGUGAUCUCAUGAAUGAAAACGAGGUUCUUCAAUGGCUGAUUGAACAAAAGCAAACAGCAACUAUCGAAGAAGUAACAGACGAAAUUCUGGAAGACCUAAUCCAGGAACAUGAGUAUGUCGUUGUCUAUUUCAGUGGCAAGUGUGAGGAAGGUGAAAAAUGCGACGAUAUUCUGGAUGAACUGGAGAAUAUCGAUGAUGAAUUGGAUGAAACUGGCAUCAUCUUCGUCACUACUGAAGAUUUAACCCUAGCCAAGAAGCAUGGAAUCAAAGCUUUCCCAAAACUGGUAUUCUUCCGCAACAAGGAACCUCUCAUUUAUUCUGGAGAUGUUGAAGAUGAGGAUGAAGUGUUAGCGUGGUUGACCGAUGAGAACACUUUAGAAAUACCAGAUCGUAUAGAAGAGGUCAACACUAAAAUGCUGGAUAAAAUUUUGUCGGAGAACGAACACGUUGUUGUGUAUUUCUAUAAAGAAGGUGAAAAGAAAUCGCAGAAAAUCUUGCAGGAGCUCGAGAAUAUAGAUGAUGAAUGCGAGGAUAAAGACAUCGACUUCGUGAAGAUUUCAGACGAGGGAGUUGAUAAGGAAUACGAUCUCCCCAGCUUACCCGCCGUUGUUUUUUACAGAAAUAGGUUCCGAGAAAUAUAUACAGGUGAUCUUAUGCAUGAGGAGGCUAUCUUGGAAUGGAUAACAGAGUUGAGAGAUUCUGAGCCUGAUGUGAUAGAGAGCGUUGAUAGGAAAACUUUGCAGGUUCUGAUAAAUGACGUAGAACAUCUAGCUGUUCUCUUCAUACGUGACGAUUGUGAGGAGUGCGAUGAAGUCCUAGAAGAGCUUGAAAAUAUAGAUGACGAUACCGAUAAGGAGGGUAUACAGUUCGUCAAGUCCAAAGACUCGAACUUGGCGUCCGAAAUUGGUAUUUUCAGUUUUCCUGCACUGGUUUACUACGAAACGGGAGUACCCAUAAUGUAUGAUGGAAAUCUGAUGGACGAAACAGAAGUUCUGGAAUGGAUGGCAGACCAGAAAAACGAUGAGUCGAUAGAAGAAAUUGAAAGGGAACAAUUGUUCAAACUUAUCGAGACUAAGGAGUUCUUAGCAGUGGUUUGGUAUAAAGAGGAAGAUCCAGACAGUCCCAGAAUUCUUCGACAUAUGGAAUUGAUAGACGAUGAAGCAGCAGAAUAUGGAAUCAAAAUUGUCAAGAUGCGUGAUCGUUUGAUGGCCAAGAAGUACGGUUUCAGAAAUCCACCUGGUAUAACAUAUUUCAAGAAAGGAAAAACCAUGAAUUACGAUGGAGAUAUAGACGAUGAAGAGGAAGUGCUGGACUGGCUGACAGAUCCAGAGAACAUGGAAUUGACCGAUCAUAUUGAGAAAGUCAACAGCAAAAUGUUCGAGAAAAUUCGACAGAGGUCAGACUAUGUAGCUGUUUUUCUAUAUAGUAACGAUUGCAAGCAAUGUUCAAAAGUUCUCCUGGAAGUAGAGCAUAUCGAUGAUGAAGCAGAUGCAGCAGGAAUAAAUUUCGUUAAGAUUGACGACAAGAAGAUGGCCAAGGAGCAUGGAGUAUUUGCACUUCCUGCGAUCUUGUUCUUCAAGCUUGGCGCAAAGGAUCCAGUGAUUUACGCUGGUGACUUAUACGAUGAACAGCAGAUCUUACAGUGGCUAAUGAUACAGAAAGAUCCAUCGGGAGAUGUAAUAGAAGCAGCUGAGGGUGCAAACCUUUUGGAUUUGAUACAGAAAACUGAUGCCCUUGCAGUUUAUUUUUGGAACAAGACCUUAUGCGAUUUGUGCAGCGAGCAAGAGCAGAAUGGUCGGAAAGCCCACAAAAACAAAACGAGGAAUAUUGAUGAAGUCGAGCAAGGAAAAAACGAUAAUGACGAUUGUGACCAAUGUGGUGCUAUCCUAGAAGAAUUGGAAAACAUCGACGACGACUGCGAGAGACAUGGCAUAACAUUCGUGAAGACGCAAGACUUGAAAAUAGCCGAACAAUAUGGCGCCAACGAAUUUCCGGUACUCAUGUAUUUCGAGAGUGGUAUCGGAGGAAUAUUCGAAGGUGACCUUCAAGAAGAAGAAGAGGUGCUUCAGUGGCUGAUACAGCAACGGACGGAGGAUCGAAUAGAGCUCAUAUCUCGGACCAUGCUGGAAAGGAUGGUUGAGGAGACCCAAUAUCUAGCCGUGUAUUUCUACAAGCAAAACUGCCAUAUAUGCGAGCAGAUCUUGGAGGACCUGGAACAGAUCGAUGACGAGUGCGACGUCUACGGGAUACAUAUGGUCAGGAUUCAGGAUCCACAACUGGCGAAGAGGUACUCGAUCAAAACAUUCCCGGCGUUGGUUUACUUCAGGAACGGUAAUCCUCUAUUGUUCGAAGGCGAUUUACAGAAUGAAGAAUCAGUGUUGGAGUGGCUCACUGAUGAUGACAAUAGGGAACUUGCAGAUGAAAUAGAAUCAGUAAAUGAAAGGAUGCUAGCAAGGUUACUGGCCGAGUCUUCUUUUCUAGCUGUAUUUUACUAUGACGAAGAUUGCCCAGAGUGUGACGAAAUCUUAGAGAAUUUGGAAGAAAUCGACAGCGAAGCCGAUCUGUUUGGUAUCGAUUUCGUGAAGAUUUGCAGUGCCAAAGCCGCAGCUGAACAGGGGUUGCACACACUACCGGCUCUUAUGUACUUCCGUAAGAAAACACCCAUGGUUUACGAUGGCGAUCUAACCCAGGCCACUAGGAUAUUGGAUUGGCUGACGUCACAGGAUGUCUUCGAAAUCAAGAAUGAAAUUGAAGAAGUGAAUAAGAAGAUGUUGGAAAAAUUGCUGGAGGAAAAUGAAUUUGUGACUGUUUUCUUCUAUGAAAUAAACUCCGAAGAAAGCAAGAUCAUCAUGGAAAAACUGGAAAACAUAGAUAGCGAAACGGACAAUUUCGACAUAACAUUCGUCAAGAUGGCGGACGCAAGAUACGCCAGGAAGUGGGGUGUGACCAAUCUUCCCGCCAUCGUCUACUUCCGUCGCAGAUUCCCCAGCAUAUUCAGAGGAGACUUACAUUCCGAAGCCGACGUUUUGGAAUGGCUGCGUAAAAACAGGUUUCGCCAACCGGAACUCAACAUCUUCAUGUACGCGCUGUUUGCAAUCAGCAUCGCAUUCGUCAUUUACACCGCGUUUCUUCUGCAAUGUUUCAAAACUCCGCAACAGGCGAUUGUAGUUCACCCAAAAGCAGCGUAGGUUUUUCCGAGUAUCUCGUAAAUGAUAAUCAAUUUUUUUUAUAUCACAAAAUGAAUCGAACCAUUUUUGACAAUAAGUGCAGAAUUUUUUCAUAUGCUGCUUUUUCGAUUUGACAUCGGACCAAUUUAGUUUCAAUUGAAUUUUUUAGUUUGUUCCAACUUUGUUCUUUGUAGUUAAUGAUUAUAAAUAGUUCAAUACGCCUUAAAAUCACUUAUAAGCGAUACAAAUUUCAUGAAUUUAUGUAAUAUUUUCAUUCCUAUUGGAACAAACUAUAUCUGAGGGCUCGAAAAAGCGAAUAUUAGAUAGAAGUACUCCUUAUUCAUUCCCAGAGUAAAUAUGGAAUAGAUUGUAAAUAAGUUUCUGGAUAUUAUUGUUAACUGCCUAUUUUUAGGUAGUUUCUCAUUGUUGUAUAUAGAAACAAAAUCUUGUAAAUAAAAUAACGUUCUUUUAUUGCACGCAA